This is a messenger RNA of Hydatigera taeniaeformis, 1074 nucleotides long. NCBI's taxonomy places the organism in Eukaryota, Metazoa, Platyhelminthes, Cestoda, Cyclophyllidea, Taeniidae. The record is from the annotation of a GenBank genome assembly.
AUGGGUUUGAACAAUGUAUCCGUUUGCUGCCCCCAUGUUUCCUAUAAUUGCGCUAUAACCAGAGUCUUGGUUGGUGAUACUAGGCCUUACGUUAGGUGCAUCUACAUAGUUUUUAAAGGUCACGACGGCUCGUUCCAAGCUCCACCCAACAUAUCAUCUGAUUCUGGCAGCGCAUGUCGGCGUCUUGGCUUGGCAGUGCGAUUACUCCAAACACUUACUGCCGAGACCAUUUUCGCGGAAACUGGCUGCCGCCUAGCCGUGUGGUGUAUCCAUUCGGAGAUGAACUUUCAGGAGGCACAAAGUUUGUCAGCAUUCCGUCUUUGGGAGUGUCUGGCUCGAGAACUGGACACUAUAUUUUGGGAGGACCGGGAUAGAGCCAAGUGGCUGGCAGUCGUCAGCUGCACUGAAUACGAAUCUAUGACUGGCUCAAAGCCUAUUCCGCAUUCGCAUGAAGAAGUUAUCGCGAUGACCAAAGGGUACUGCGCUCUAGGAACUGGUGGGUUGGCCCUUAUUGGGUCGGGUACGCUGUAUACAUGGCCAGAAAGCGCUGAAGAUAUUGGGACAUGCCUGUCAAAUACAUCGAAAGUCAAUCGAAGAGAGUAUCUCGACGAUAGCGGAUAUCGUGGGACCUAUUGGGCAAACUACACAACUGCAUUGGGCACUAUGUUGCAUGAACUGGGCCACUGUUUCGACCUGGAUCACAACUUUGAAGGGAUCAUGCGACGCGGUGGGGACGAUUUAAACCUCGUUUUGGCAUUUCCUCCGCCUGGGAGCUCAUCACGACCUGAAAAAGUAAAUCUUGUGAACAAAUCAACUUUUCAGGUUAGAAAUGCGUACGACUUCCGAAGGUUAUCAAUACUUCAAAUCAGUAGAGUCACAUUUUACGAGAAUGCGUCACGAGUUGUCGAAGCUGCUCAAGAUCAAUCGGGAAUUCCCUGGGGAAGGUGCGAUACUGUUAAGGAUUGUGGCGGAGCAUUCUGGGGAAAAGAGAUCGCCCAGUUUCUCUCUUUUCACCGUUGGUUUAUCGAAUUUCCGAAGUACAAGGAUUACCGUGGAACGGAACUGAAAGAGUAA